AUGGCGGACGAAACGACGGCACUAUGGAUGCAGGCGUUUUCGUGGCUCGGUUUGGGCUACGUCAUCUACCGCGCCCUCUUCGUCGAUAAUGGACCCACCUUCGAGGACGACCCAUCACCGGCCCGGAAUCACCUCCUCAGGCUGACUACGGCGGCAUUCUACGUGCCCUUCGUCAUCGUCUCCGCCGUCUACGUGCCCAAUGUGAUUCACAUCUUCAUGACCAUCAUGGUCACCAAGGGCUUGGGCGAGUUUAUCGAGUGCCUCAUCCCCGCCAGGGCGAGCAAGGAGGAGGGCGCCAAGAAGAAGUACAAGUUCUCGCGCAUGGACAGACUCGUGCAGCUCCUCGGCGGUCUGCAGGUGGUGCUGUGCCACUUCCUGUCCGAGCUGGGGCUGAGCCUCGGCCUGGCGCUGGCCUUCGUGAUCAUCCUCUGCUUCUUCCUCUUCAAGACGGUGCAGGAGGGCCACAACCCGCUCCCGCCCAACACCGUGCGCAACCUCGCCUUCUACCUCUUCGGCUGGGUGUGGAUCGCCUGGACCAUUUCCCACUGCCCCGCCAUUUACCACACCAGCCCCUAUGGCGGUAGCAUACUGGUGAUGUUGUUGCUGACCGGGUGGAUCGGCGAUGGCGCCGCCUACUACGUGGGUAAGAACUUUGGCCGGCACAAGGCCAUGCCCAACGUCUCCCCGAACAAGUCCUGGGAGGGAAUCAUUGCCGAGAUCGUCUUCGCCGUUUUGCUGUGCUACGGAUUCAAGCAGAUGCAGCUCUCUGGCGUCACCGACAAGCACGCUCUCCUCGCUACAAAGCCAAUUGCGCUGACCAGCUCAGCCCGGCUGCCGCCCUACGACACGAUCCACUACAUCGGCCUCGCGCUGCUGACCAGCUGCCUGGGCAUCUUCGGCGAUGCGAUCGAGUCCCUCAUCAAGCGCAUGGGCAACAUCAAGGACUCGGGCGUCUUCUUCCCCGGCCACGGCGGCAUUCUCGACCGCUUCGACGCCUUCUUCGUGAGCGGCCCCUUCAUCUACCACUACCUCAUCCACGUCGUGGGCGCUGGCCACUUGUAG
Molecule: messenger RNA, 1062 nt
Organism: Acanthamoeba castellanii str. Neff
Lineage: Eukaryota; Discosea; Longamoebia; Acanthamoebidae
Product: phosphatidate cytidylyltransferase
Exons: 7
Coding region: 1-1062 (353 amino acids)
Biological process (GO): CDP-diacylglycerol biosynthetic process
Cellular component (GO): plasma membrane
Molecular function (GO): phosphatidate cytidylyltransferase activity
Source: RefSeq, a predicted model, not a curated record